Molecule: messenger RNA, 707 nt
Organism: Brachypodium distachyon (stiff brome)
Lineage: Eukaryota; Viridiplantae; Streptophyta; Magnoliopsida; Poales; Poaceae
Product: auxin-responsive protein SAUR36
Exons: 1
Coding region: 109-549 (146 amino acids)
Biological process (GO): response to auxin
Source: RefSeq, a predicted model, not a curated record
GCUAUGCUAUAAAUACUCGGAACUAGAGUACACCGUCUUCACAUCAUCCAAAAUCUGAAGUGCCAACACAUUUCAGGAAAAGGUGCAUCUCAUCAGAAGAAAUACACCAUGAUCACUCCUAAGAGGCUAGUUCGACAGGCAAAGAAGUGGCAACAGAUGGCAGCCCUUGGGAAGUGGAGGCUGAUGAUGAUGGGGGCAAUCAAAGAAACAAACAUAUGCGGCGCAUCAGCCAUAGCAGACAAGGGCCACUGCAUCGUCUACACAGCUGGUGGGGAGCGGUUUGAAGUUCCAUUGGCAUAUCUCGGUACAACGGUGUUUGGGGAGCUCCUGAGGAUGUCUGAGGAUGAGUUCGGGUUCAUGAGUGAAGACAGGAUCAUGGUACCUUGUGAUGCAGCAGUGAUGGCAUAUUUGAUGUGCUUGCUUAGAAGAAAGCCCUCGGAAGAGGUGGAGAGGGCAGUUCUUAGAUCUGUAGUAAUGCCACAUAACUGUGAGACUAGGAUCACUGUGUUUUCCAAGGAUCUUGGCCCAUCACUAGCUAUAUUGCUAUAGCUAGUGAGAAGCAGUAUCUUGGUGAUGUUCACUCCUUUUUGGUAAAUCUGCAGAUGUCAUGUGUCAACAGAUGUAGUCGCCCCAGUUAAUAUGUAAAGAAUUGUAAUUCUGCCGCUAGUCCUAUAUCAUAAUAUUGCAACAAGGAGGAUUUGCACAAA